Molecule: messenger RNA, 633 nt
Organism: Auanema sp. JU1783
Lineage: Eukaryota; Metazoa; Nematoda; Chromadorea; Rhabditida; Rhabditidae
Source: the annotation of a GenBank genome assembly
AUGAUGGGCCUGUUCGGAAAAAAGAAGGAUCCGAAGGAGCAAGUUAGAGAGCUCCAGAGGAAAAUGAGGCAGGAGAUGAGAACCUUAGAUAGACAAAUCCAUGGAAUCCAAAGAGAAGAGAUGAAGGUAACAAAAGAAAUAAAAGAAGCUGCGAAGAAAGGCGAUAGAGAAGUGUGUACAGUUUUGGCAAAGUCUCUCAUACAGUCCAAAAAGGCCAUUUCCAAGAUUCAUGUGAGUAAAGCUCAGAUAAACAGUGUUAUAAUGUGUAUGCAAGAACAACUAGUGACUAUUAGAAUGGCUGGUUCCCUUCAAAAAUCAACGGAAGUGAUGAGAAGUAUGCAGAACCUUGUUAAGGUGCCUGAAAUAAUGAAAACAAUGAGAGAAAUGUCUGCUGAGAUGACCAAACUAGGGAUUAUUGAUGAGAUGAUCGAGGAUACCAUGCAGAGUCUGGAACCUGAAGGCCUCAACGAAGAAGCUAACGAAGAGGUCGACAAAAUUCUUUGGGAGAUCACAGCAGGAGAAUUGGGUAAAGCUCCUGUUGCCGCUUCUCAUCCGCUGGUUGACGGACCUGAAACUGAGCAGAACGAGGAAUUCGAAGCGAUGACGAGGCGAUUAGCCGAACUACGGGAAUAG